This is a messenger RNA of Xenopus tropicalis (tropical clawed frog), 1473 nucleotides long. RefSeq names its product mediator complex subunit 7 (gene med7). Gene Ontology annotation, biological process: regulation of transcription by RNA polymerase II. NCBI's taxonomy places the organism in Eukaryota, Metazoa, Chordata, Amphibia, Anura, Pipidae. The record is from RefSeq and is a predicted model, not a curated record. Gene Ontology annotation, cellular component: mediator complex; nucleoplasm; nucleus. Gene Ontology annotation, molecular function: transcription coregulator activity. The transcript is spliced from 2 exons. The coding region runs from base 139 to 828 and encodes 229 amino acids.
AGCGCGCUGACGUAACGUGACGUACCUCUUCCGGAAGUUGCUAGUGACUACUCGGAAGUGUUUGGUGUAGGGCGGAGAUUGGCGGUGUGUUGUAUUGGAGGAACGGAGCUGUUUGAAGGUUCUCCUACUCACUUCAUAAUGGGGGAGCCUCAGCAGGUCAGCGCUUUGCCUAUACCUCCCAUGCAGUACAUUAAGGAGUACACAGAUGAAAACAUCCGCAAGGGCCUGGCCCCCAAGCCUCCCCUCCCCAUAAAGGACAGCUACAUGAUGUUUGGCAACCAGUUUCAGUGUGAUGACCUUAUUAUCCGCCCUCUGGAAACUCAGGGCAUCGAGAGGCUCCACCCCAUGCAGUUCGACCAUAAGAAGGAGCUGAGGAAGCUCCUUAUGUCCAUCCUGGUCAACUUUCUGGAUAUGUUGGACAUCCUGAUCCGAAGCCCAGGCAGCAUCCGAAGGGAGGAGAAACUGGAGGACCUAAAGUUGUUAUUUGUUCACAUGCACCACCUUAUUAAUGAGUACAGGCCCCACCAGGCACGUGAGACCCUGCGGGUGAUGAUGGAGGUGCAGAAACGUCAGCGGCUGGAAACGGCAGAGAGGUUCCAGAAACAUCUAGAGCGAGUGGUGGAGAUGAUCCAGAACUGUCUGGCAUCGCUACCCAAUGACCUCCCUCUUUCUGAUGGCGCAGUCAGUGUAAAAACUGAACCAAUGGAUGUUCGGGAACCCUGUACGGACCAUCAUGCGGGGCCCCAGGAGGCAGCAGCAGCUUCUCUGAAAGAGACCACAAUUGAUAAGGAUGCAGCUAUGUGUGUUAUCAUCGAUGAAAUGACCUAGUCCAAUAAGCAGUUCUAAUCAGGACUCUUGAACUUUAGAAGUCACAAGGAUUCAUUGAAAUGCAAUAGCAUGGCUCUAUGUGUUGGUUGUAUUCAUCAUGGGACUUGGCAAGGAAAAUGUUUGUCCCAAGGGAACUCAGUCACAGCUAUUGCUCAUGUACAUGUCUGUUUAUUGUGCUUUUCUGCCAUGCUUUUGAAAAGGCAGUAUGCAAGAAGGCUAAUAUUUUUCAGUGUUUUCCCUGCCAGUUCAUGUGUAUGAGGAAUGGAAGGUUGUAGUUCUGCAACACCUGGGUGGUAACUGCUUAUUUGUGAUUAAACAGACAAAGGACUGGGGUCAGACUUUUGAAUGUUAUCUAACUGAUAUACUAUGUAUGGAAUCUACUCAUUGCAAGUUAUGUUUGUACAGUUAUUCACAUGUUCUGAGAUAUCAAAGUUUAUUUAAAAGUUAAUAUUACAAUUGUUUGUAUCUUUUUCUCUCUGAAUUGGAAUAUUUUAGUCUCAGAUUGGUUUGGAGCAUGAAAAUCCCAAAAUGGGUGCUGUUAUCUGUUAUAGGAGAAGUCCAUAUUUUGAAAUGCUCGCCUUUACAGUUUAUCAUGUUUAUUUACUUUAAUAUUUGUAUUACUGCAUUAUAGUUUUAACCCUCUGU